AUGCCGUCUCUCAAACGCAUGCCGUCGUUCCCGAACGCUGGAGACCAGAGCAACCAAGGCUCUGAGAGUGCUGGAUCAGGCUUCUCAUCAUAUUCGCGAAAGCGACAGCGGACCACAGAAUCCUCAUCCUCCAAUAAUGACAUGGAAGCUAGCUAUCAUGACUCCGAUACAGCCUCUCUCCCUGAUGAUCUGACUAUGGAUGAUGCCGAGCUGGAACUUCGGCAAACACAACUCAUUCAAGAGAAAUACGCCCAAGUUGAGGAAGAUUCAAAUAUCCCCGCCGAUCAUGGAAUCCUCGAACGCGUUGAAUGCUACAAUUUUAUGUGUCAUGAUCACUUCCAGGUGGAAUUGGGGCCGCUGAUCAAUUUCAUCGUCGGGAAGAAUGGCAGUGGUAAAAGCGCGAUCUUGACAGGCAUCACUCUUUGUCUGGGAGGCAAAGCAUCUGCCACCAAUCGCGGUCAGAGCUUAAAAAGUUUCAUCAAAGAAGGCAGAGAAAACGCCUCCAUUGUCGUGCGGAUCAGGAACCAAGGAGACGGCGCCUACAUGCCGGACGACUAUGGAAAAUCCAUCAUUGUGGAACGCCAUUUCUCCAAAAACGGAGCGAGCGGUUUUAAAAUCAAAUCCGAGAAUGGCCGCAUCGUUUCAACCAAAAAAGCCGAGUUGGAUGCCAUCACCGACUACUUUUCCCUACAGAUUGACAAUCCCAUGAACGUUUUGUCGCAGGAUAUGGCUCGUCAGUUCCUCAGUACCUCGAGUCCUGCGGAAAAGUACAAAUUCUAUGUUAAAGGUGUACAACUAGAGCAGCUGGAUCAGGAUUACCGUCUCAUCGAAGAAUCAGUUGACCAGAUCGAGGAGAAACUGAGAGGCAAAGUACAAGACCUUGGCUUCCUAACCAACCGUAAGGAUGCAGCGAGGAAAAAAUUGGAGCUCUCUGAUCAGCACGAUUCUUUGAGAGAGCGAAAAAGAAACAUCUCGCAUCAGAUGGCUUGGGCACAGGUCGAGGAAAUGGAAAGAAAACGAGAUGUUUUGAACGACCAGGUUUCCCUGACCGAUAGCCAGAUAGCAGAUGCUGAAGCUGCAAUCGGUCGGUUUGACGACGCGCUUCAGGCCGUUGAGGCCGACUCCGAAAGAGCAGCGGAGCAUGCAUUCCGAGCCGAUUCCGUGUGUGAGGAAGCCCGCGGCGGGAGAGAAAAAAUCAAGGAGAAGCUGGACGAAACAAUCAGUCAGCGUCAUGAUCUCCAGGCCGAACAAAGACAGAUCAAAGAGUAUCUCGAAGCUGCGAAGACUAGAAUCGCGGAGACUCAACAAAAAAUGGAUGACGAAAACCGACGACUCGCAGAGGUGAGUGAUGGAGGAUACGCUCGAAGACAGGAGGAGUGUGAGCAAGCCGUGACUCGAGCUACUGCAGCACGCAGAAAAUACGAUGAACAUCAACCUAGUGUCGCAAGCUUGCAUGAAGAUGUCAAAACUGCUAGCAAAGAUAUGGAAUCGGCGCAAAGGCAUUGUGAUUCUAAAAGGAACGACGUCAGACAGGCAGAAGACAGACUGCGGGCUCUGACGAGGGAGGAUGGGCACCGACGCGACGGCUUUCCGGACAGGAUGCCGGCACUUUUGAAAGCCAUUCAGCAAGAAGGAUCGUUCACUAGUAAACCGAUCGGGCCAAUAGGUGCACACAUCACCCUGCUCAAGCCGAAGUGGUCUUCUAUUCUCGAAAAUUCAUUUGGUGGCACCCUCAGCAGUUUCAUUGUGAGCAAUAAGAGAGAUAUGAGUAUUCUCUCGAGCCUCAUGGUGAAGGUAAAUUGCCAGUGUCAGAUCUUCAUUGGACAAGGUGGUCACAUCGAUACCUCAGCUCAUGAACCCGAUCCCAAUUAUGAUACGGCGUUAAGGACAUUACAGAUCGACAAUCCCAUGGUGCGACGACAGCUUAUCAUCAAUCACGGAGUGGAACAAAUGCUGCUGAUUGAAGACCUAGAGAAAGCCUCGGCCGUUCUGUUUGAUGGUCAACGACCGAGGAAUGUCAAGCGCUGCUUUUGUAUCGACUCAAGAGAUCGACGCCGAGGAAUUCAUCUCUCGUACAACCGUAUGGGUGAGCCCAGCCAGGCGCCAGUGGGGGUGUACCACGGCCAUCCCCGCAUGCAAUCUGAUCUGGCCUCACAGAUCAGCGCCCAACGUGAAGUAAUCCAAGAUUUGAAACGUCAACUGAAAGAUUUGGAACAGGAACUUCAAUCUUCUCGGGUCCUUUGGGAGAACUGCAAGCAAGCAGUUACUCGACAUGCGCAACAAGAGAAAGAUUUGAGAAUCGAGAUGCAAAGAAUGGAGGACCAUCUAGAAGCACUCCGAGAUGCCGUCGACAAAGACAAUGCCGAGGACGGGCAGAUCGAAAGUCUUCGGGCCGCUCUUCAGGAAGCCGAAGAUGAAAAAAGCCACUACGAAAUGGCAUACGGUGACAGUCAGGCGGCAAUGAGUGAACUUAUGGAUAAACUGAAGUUGGUUCGGCGAGAAAUCAAGGCGCAGGACGAAAAAAUCCUGGCCUUGGAAAAAGCGUCAAACGUUGCUCAAAGCGAAAACUUGCAGGUGCAAAAUAGACGCCGUGAGCUCAUCAGUGACAAGAAUACUGCCCUUGCAAGCAUUGCGGAACAAAAGAGGGACCGAGAUGAGUUCAAGGAGAAACUAGACGAGGCGUCAUCAGCUGUGCUGCAUUACAUCGACAGGGCAAGCAAUGUUUCGGCGCGAGUUCCAGUCGACGAGGGGGAAACCGGUCAUAGUCUCGAUCAGAAGCUGGUGAGAUUGGAAAAGGACUUGGCGCGUUAUGACGCAGAAUUGGGGGCACCACGAGACGAGAUUGCCGCAGAGGCUGGUCGAGCAGAAACCGCGUGGAGGCAAGCGAAGGACGAGGUAGACAACUUGACGAAUCUUGCCCAAUUUUUCAAAGAUACUCUUAACGAACGAAAGAAAAGAUGGGAGAUCUUUAGAUCACAUAUUUCAUCUCGCGCCAAGGCACAAUUCACUUACCUUCUCAGCGAGAGAGGUUUCCGCGGUCGACUACUUACAGACCACAUUGGAAAAUUACUAGACGUUCAGGUCGAGCCCGAUAUUACCAAGGAGGACAGCACUGGUCGUGGUGCAAAGACCCUCUCUGGCGGUGAGAAAUCCUUCUCGCAAGUGUGUCUACUGCUAGCACUCUGGGAAGCUAUGGGAUCUCCUAUCCGCUGUCUGGAUGAAUUCGAUGUGUACAUGGACCACAUAAACCGAAAGAUGGCCAUUGAUAUGCUGAUGUUUGCUGCUCGACGCUCAAUCGGGCGACAAUUUAUCCUCAUCACACCGGGGAGCAAGACCGACAUCACCAUCUCCUCCGACGUGCGGGUCAAGGAGUUGGCUGAACCCGAGCGUGGGCAAACCACCUUGAACUUUCAGCGCUAA
Molecule: messenger RNA, 3420 nt
Organism: Penicillium atrosanguineum
Lineage: Eukaryota; Fungi; Ascomycota; Eurotiomycetes; Eurotiales; Aspergillaceae
Product: DNA repair protein SMC6
Exons: 11
Coding region: 1-3420 (1139 amino acids)
Biological process (GO): double-strand break repair via homologous recombination
Cellular component (GO): nucleus; site of double-strand break; Smc5-Smc6 complex
Molecular function (GO): single-stranded DNA binding; damaged DNA binding
Source: RefSeq, a predicted model, not a curated record